Molecule: messenger RNA, 867 nt
Organism: Halteromyces radiatus
Lineage: Eukaryota; Fungi; Mucoromycota; Mucoromycetes; Mucorales; Cunninghamellaceae
Exons: 8
Coding region: 1-867 (288 amino acids)
Biological process (GO): mRNA splicing, via spliceosome
Cellular component (GO): U2-type spliceosomal complex; U2 snRNP
Molecular function (GO): RNA binding
Source: RefSeq, a predicted model, not a curated record
AUGGAAUCAAAACCAGAAAAACCUGACUUUGCUUCAGAUCCACGAAUGACAUUUAAUGAACAAACUGGUAAAUGGUCCUUCGUUGGUGAAGAUGAAGUUUCUUAUGAAUACGAUGAAAAUAUGAACGCGUGGUUUCCUAUGUACGAUGAAAAAUUAGUAGCUAAACAACAAUCUGCUUAUGCUGUUGAAGGUGUCGAUGAACAGGAACCUGUAGUCAAAACACAAGAAAAAAAGAAAAGGGUUUAUACGUAUACAGAGGGCGAAGAGAAUAAUAAUAAUAAAAAACCAAAACGUGAACCUACUAAAAAGAUAAAUACUUCAGUUUAUGUUACUGGUGUUCCACCUGAUGUUACUAUUGAUGAACUGAAGCAAGUAUUUAGUAAAUGUGGUGUUAUUAUGGAAGAUUUAGAAACUGGUGAACCAAAAAUCAAGAUUUAUCGUGAUGAUCAUGGAAUAUCCAAAGGUGAUGCUUUAGUAACUUAUUUCAAGGAAGAAUCCAUAUCUUUGGCCAUAAACUUGUUAGAUGAUUCAGAACUUCGUCCUGGUGAAAAAUCUACAAAGAUUAAUGUACAACCUGCUGUAUUUAAAGAAAAGGAUCCAUCUGAAAAGAAGAAACCACAACAACCUCCAAAGAAUAAGAUUAAAAAGAAACUUCAUCAACUGAAUAGAAAAUUAGAUUGGGUAGAAGAAGAAGCAGGAAAGAAAAGUGAAAAAUUCUCCAAAAUUGUUAUUUUGAAAAAUAUGUAUACACAACAAGAAUUAGAUGAUGAUCCAACUUUAUUAUUGGAAUUGAAACAAGAUGUACGUGAAGAAUGUGAAAAAUUAGGUGAAGUGACCAAUGUUAUAUUAUAUGAUGUAAGUAUUUAA